AUGUCCGCCGAAAUCCCCGAAUCGAUCCCCACCUCGGCCGACCCGCGCUCCCAGCGGCCGAGCAAGCGGCGCGCCCUCACGCCGUCGACGGCGCAGGCCGCCUCCCUCGAGGCGCUGUUCGCCAAGCCCGACCGCGACAUCCGCCUCCCGCCGUCGGCCACGAACCGUCCGACGCACGCCGGCAGCCGGCCGCCCGAAAUCGUCACCAACGUGCAGGGCUCGUCCGCCGGCGCCGGCUCCGGCGAGUUUCACGUGUACAAGGCCGCGCGCAGGCGCGAGUACGAGCGCCUGCGCGACAUGGACGCCGAGGUCCGCCGCGAGCACGACCAAAAGACGUUUGUCGAGGACAAGCAGGGCCGCGACCGCCGCGACGAGGAAAAGACGAGGAAGAAUCGCGAGAGGAGGGACAAGAUGAAGGCGCGCAAGGCGAACAAGGGCAAACAACCUGCUGCUGCUGCUGCUGCUGCUGCUGCUGCUGCCGACAUCAUCACGCCCGCGGCGCAUGGCACUGGCAUCAAGCCCGCGCAGAACGAAAAAAAGAGAUAG
Molecule: messenger RNA, 546 nt
Organism: Cordyceps militaris CM01
Lineage: Eukaryota; Fungi; Ascomycota; Sordariomycetes; Hypocreales; Cordycipitaceae
Product: DUF1168 domain protein
Exons: 2
Coding region: 1-546 (181 amino acids)
Biological process (GO): negative regulation of protein kinase activity
Cellular component (GO): nucleolus
Molecular function (GO): protein kinase inhibitor activity; double-stranded RNA binding; protein kinase binding
Source: RefSeq, a predicted model, not a curated record